GUGGUUUAUACCGCCAUUGUGUAUCCCAUACAUCACUCCGCGGCCGUGAGCUCCGCUACGGAGCCCCUCAGCAAGAUUCCGUCUCACGAGUCACGCGCCUCCCUCUUGGGAGGCUCGUUCGAUCCUUCGUUUCGUCCAGAACCUACAGGGUUCCGCCCUCGAGAAGGUUAUGCCAAUCCUUCAGCACGUCCGAUUACUACGCGCAGAAUCUACCUUCCAAACACGCAAUGGACCUGGGCAUUCGCCAUCGUGACUUUUGUCCAGACCGUCGUCACACUCGGUCUAGAAAUGUAUGAGCCCGACCCCCAACUUCAAUUUUACAUUUUUGUAAAUUUCCAAACCCAAGAAGUCCCCAACGACAGUCCUUCCUCUAAAACCAUCCCAACUUUCUUGGCUCUAUACAGUUUCGGAUUUUUGUAUGAGUUGGUGCUGGUAUACGAUGCCCUUCGAAUGAAAAAUACCAUUCAGAUUAUCGGCCUGUGUAUGUGCAACGUUGGUCUUUUGAUCUAUGGAGCAGUACAAGUCAAUCAAAUCCGGACUGCAGUCACUGUUUUGUUCGAUAACAAAGCCAUCAAACCUGAGGUUUGGGCAGAGUCGGAACCUUUUCUCAUCGUUAUUCCCUGCAUUGUUGCCAUCGGAAGUAUUCUGAUAACCUUUGUGGCAUGGAAGUUGUAUGACGAGUUCGCGUGGACAAUCUACAAACAUAUCAGUGCCGAUCUGCGCAUGAAACGCCGGUAUCUGACGUACCAGAUUUACAUCGCUCUUUUGAAGUUCGAUUUCUUCUUCUUCCUUGGCUUCACCGUGCAGUUCCUAGUCGUGGUUUCGGACACACAUAAUGCCGAGUUCUAUCUCACAAUCAUUGCUGUCCCAGUGACAAUCAUUAUCCUCGCCCUUGCUGCCUGGUUUGUUCGACGCGAGACCACCGUUGGGAUGAUCGUCAUCAUUCUUCUGCUCUUCGCUGCAAUGGCUUAUUUCUGCUUCAAGCUAUUCCGUAUGUAUGCGCCAGCGACUUUCCCGCAAUACUUACCCGCUCGACCCUCAAUGACCUUCUUCGCUAUCAUCACUCUUGCUUUGAUCGUCACCACCAUUAUCAACGCCUGCAUGUGUGCAAACAACUUCAGCCGCGGAUUGAAGCCACAUAUCAAUAGCAGGAAGAAGUCGAAAGCAGAGGAGAAAAACACCGAGCUUCAAUCCAACCUCGGCUUGUCACCAGUACCAUCUCGAAUGAUGAUCGACUAA
Penicillium taxi is the source of this 1239-nucleotide messenger RNA. RefSeq lists its product as uncharacterized. Gene Ontology annotation, cellular component: Golgi apparatus. The record is from RefSeq and is a predicted model, not a curated record. Lineage: Eukaryota; Fungi; Ascomycota; Eurotiomycetes; Eurotiales; Aspergillaceae. The annotation marks the transcript as partial. The transcript is spliced from 4 exons.